AUGACGCACGUGGUGAUUCGAGGAGAACUUUCAGCUGACAGCGAGGCCUCUGAGGUCCUGGCCAUCGAUGACUUAUCCUUCAGCCCCGGCUGCGGGGCUGUGUCUGGGAGGAGGGUGUCCUCUCCUCCUGCCUGCCCACCCUCGUGGUUCGUCUGCGAUGAUGGGGAGUGUGUCGAGGAGAGCAAAGUGUGUGACUUCACCCCGCAUUGUUCCUCUGGAGAGGAUGAAGCCAGCUGCCCCUCCGAGUGUGACUUUAAGAGUGAUUCUUGUGGCUGGUACGAGCUUACCCUCGGCGAUGGCUUUGACUGGGUCAGGGGCUCGUCGAUGGAGGUACCUCCAGACUACUAUGGUCGCCCACCACCACUGGACCACUCCACGAACAGCACUGAAGGUCACUUCAUGUUUAUAUUCAAGAACAGCAGCAGUCUGUAUCCAAAUGCUGUUCUCCGAGGACCGCGGUUCCAACAAUCGGCUGCUGCCUGCACACUGACCUUCUGGCAUUAUAAUUCAGGCAUAUCUGUGGGAGCUGCUGACAUGUCACUUCGAAUCGAAGGAGUUGAAAACCACACUGUCAUAUGGAGAACAUUGUACGACCAAGGACCCCACUGGAAUCAGGUCACCGUACAGCUGGGACGCAUCACCCAGCCUUUCCAGAUCUCCCUGGCUAAAAUCAGCCUCGGCGUGUUCGAUGGAGUCGCCGCUCUAGACGAUAUCACUUUCAAGAACUGCUCUCUGCCUCCGGCGGUAGCUGAGUGCCCACCCCACACACAUUUCCACUGCAUGCACACCAAGGCAUGUGUGGAGCAUCUGCAGCUCUGUGACCUUGUGGAUGACUGUGGGGAUGGAUCAGAUGAGGCAGGAUGUUCUCCAGAGCUGCAGUGUGACUUUGAACAUGGGCUGUGUAACUGGAAACAGGAACAGACUGGAGAAGAUGUUUUUGACUGGACCAUCUACCAAGGCCCGACUCCAUCCUUUAAGACAGGCCCUAUGAAGGACCACACAUUGGGCACCGUCUAUGGCCACUACCUCUACAUUGAGGCGUCUGCCCCUCAGGAGUUCAAAGACACGGCGGUGUUGCUCAGUCCAGUCUUCAAACCCACCCGGCACAAUAGCACGUCGUACAACCACUGUGCUUUCCGCUUCCAUUACCACAUGUUUGGAAAAUAUGUGUUCUACCUGGCGGUGUACUUGAGGACCACUGCUACAGGCCGUGGCCAGAUUCUGUGGGUGAAAUAUGGAAAUCAAGGAGACCUCUGGCACAGGAAGACUCUUUACCUCAGCAGUGCUCAGCCUUUCCAGAUUUUGAUUCAAGGUACAGUUGGAGAUGAUUUUACUGGAGACAUUGCUAUUGAUGACCUUUCCUUCCUCAACUGUGAGCCUUAUGAAGGAGAGCUCCCCAUACUGAAUAAUACAACUCCAGCAGUGACGACUCCAGCCCCCACAGUUCAGCCCAACAUGUGCCAUAAUGGAGAGUUUCCUUGUGGGACAUAUGGGGAGUGCGUUCCCUUCAGUCAAGUGUGCGACUUUAGAUAUGAUUGCUCUGAUGGAUCAGAUGAAAUAAGUUGCGUGAAGGAAAGCUGUGAUUUUGAAGGAGGUGACACUUGUGGGUGGAAGAUUGUCAAACCCUCUUUCAUACUAAAUCACUCGUUUCGCUGGUCAUGUGACCAAGGGGAGAGCAAUCAUUAUGGAGAGGAGUACCACCGUCCUACUAAUGACCACACCCUCAACAGCUCCAAGGGGUGGUAUAUGUAUGCAGACAGUUCAAACGGUGGAUACGGUCAGACCACUGACCUCCAGACUCCUGUCAUCUCCUCCACUGGGCCGCAGUGCACCCUGGUCUUCUGGUACCACAUGAGGGGCUUCACCGUGGGAACACUGCAGGUGCUGCUGAAGCAAACAAACAUCACUCAUGAGGUUUGGACUGAGACUGGUAACCAAGGCAACAAAUGGAGACGAGGAGAAGUGUUUUUGGGGUUAUUGAGUAAUGUCCAGGUGGUAUUCUCUGCUAAACGAGGGAUCAGCUACAUGGGUGACUUGGUAAUAGAUGACGUCAGCUUCGUGGAUUGCUCCCCUCCUCUUCCUUCAGACCAGCCUUGCACACCUGAGCAGUACACCUGUGCAAAUGGCCACUGCAUCCCUCAGGACAACCUGUGUGACUUCAUCAACCACUGCGGGGACAGCUCAGACGAAAACCCCUACAUCUGCCAGGGUUUUAUUGAACGCUGCAGUUUUGAGUUUGACCUCUGUUCCUGGCGCCAGUGCCAAGAGGAUGACUUUGAUUGGAGGAUCAAAGCCAGCAGCAGUCCAACCAUUGGAACUGGGCCAUCAACUGACCAUACCCUGAGAAACUCCUCGGGACACUACCUCUACCUGGAAAGUUCAUUUCCUCAGGAAGAUGGCAGCACCGCUCGUAUAAUGGGACCCCUACUGAGCCGCAGGAGCUCAGAGUGCAAGAUGCGUUUCUACUUCCACAUGUCUGGAGAUGGCAUUGGGACUCUCAGUGUGUUCAGCAAAAGCGAAGGCCAUCUCCAUCUCCUCCUGACCCUGACGGGAGAUCAGGGCAACUACUGGCAGAUGAAGGAGAUCCCGCUGAGCAGCUCUAGGGACUUCCAGGUCAUGUUCGAGGGCAAGGUAGGCCGAAAUCCAAAGGUUGAAAUCUGCCUGGAUGACAUUACCUACUCUCCAGGAUGUCUUCUCGCUUCCUCGGCUACAUCGCCGGAUAACACUCCUUCACCUCCUCCAGGGUCCUGUCCUUCGGGCUACCUACCUUGUGAAAAUGGCAGGUGUUUCACUCCAUGGCAGAGCUGUGACUUCACAGAUGACUGUGGCGAUGGAACGGAUGAGAAGCAUUGUGGGACUUCGUGCACCUUUGAGAACGGACGCUGUGGGUGGAAGAGCUCCCUUGCUGAUAAUUUUCACUGGGUGCUGGGCACUGGGUCUGUCCAAAGCAUACGGCCUCCGUAUGAUCACACGCUGAUGAAUGAGAACGGGCAUUUUGUCUAUUUGGAAGCAACACCAGUGGGACUGAAAGGCGAUAAAGCUCAUAUUAGAAGCUCUGUGUGGAAAGAGUCUAGCGCCAUCUGCAAGCUGUCUUUCUGGUACUACAUUUCCCACAAGGCCUCGGGAACCAUCCGGCUUCUGAUCAAGAUGGAGAAUAAUUUAAAGGAGGUGUGGAAUCAAACGGGACAUCAGGGCAAUAAGUGGAACCGAGCAGAGAUCCCCCUGAGGAAGCUCCGGAACUUUGAAGUCAUAUUUGAGGUGGUGCGCCUAAAGGACGUGAGCGGUGGAGCAGCCUUAGAUGACCUGGAGUACAUAGACUGUGCCCCAACCACUGUGGAGGCCGUUGGUUGUCCUGCGCCCACAGAUUUUGUGUGUCGCAGCGGCCACUGCAUUGAGUCCCACCUGGUGUGCGACGGCAAGGCCGACUGUGCUGAUGAAUCGGAUGAAGCCGACUGCGACAAAAUAAUUAGCUCGCCAGGUGCUUGUAGCUUCAACAUGGAGGGAGACCAGUGGAAAGAGAGAUGCCAACUUUCUCAAGACCCUGAUGAUGACUUUGAUUGGAGGAUUGGUCCCAGUACUGAGACACCAGGGGCUGGACCUAUCACCGACCACAGCCAAGGUGGUGGAGGGAACUUCCUGUAUAUAAACUCAGCCACUCAGCGUGAGGGCGAUGUUGCCAAGGUGACAACCAGGAGUCCGUUUCCUGCCAGCAUCGGCCUGUGUCACCUGCGCUUCUGGUUCUUCAUGCAUGGUUCUGAUAGGAUGGGAACAUUGAAGGUCUUUACUGCUGGACCCAGCGGUACCCGUCUGUUGAUGUGGGCAGCCACUGGAAACCACGGCAGACAGUGGACAUACGCUAAUGUCAUCGUGUCCAACACGGUACCCUUCAGAGUGACCUUUGAGGCCGAGGUGGGUGGAGACAUGUGGACAGAUAUCGCCCUGGAUGACAUUUCCUACACUGCAGAGUGUAUAGUUGGAGAACCUGUGACUCCUCAGCCACUGACUUGUGGUGUGAACCAGUUUCAGUGUGCAUACUCCUUCCAGUGUAUCCCAGAGAGCUGGUUGUGUGACACGGAGCCCGACUGUGCUGAUAAGUCUGAUGAAGAGCAUUGUCCCACUGUGGUACCCGGAACUCUUCCUCCUCAGGGCCUUUGUCCUCUUGGGUAUUUUCAGUGUUCAGAUCAUCACUGCCUCCCAUCCAUAAUGCGCUGCGAUGGAGUCGUGGACUGUCCCACAGGAGAGGAUGAAUACAGCUGCCCUUGGCUCCAAUGUAAGCUGGGAGAACUGGUGUGUGAAAGUUCGUCUAGCUGUAUCCCAUUUCAGAGGCGUUGUGACCAUUUUGUCGACUGCCUGCCAUUCCACUCAGAUGAAUCCAGCUGCCAUGAAUGUCCUCCGAUGUAUUGCAUGUAUCACGGCUCAUGCCAUGUGAUGACACAGGGGCCUGUUUGCAUCUGUCACCCGGGAUGGACAGGAAACCGUUGCCAUGUCAGAGAGAAACCCUCCCUCUCCACGUCUUCACCCAAACCAGAGGACACGCAGAUGGUUCCUGUGUAUGUUGGCAUCGGCAUCGGGCUGCUGCUGCUCGUACUCGGAGUCGCUGUGUGUGUUCUGGCUCUGUGCAAGAGAAAGUGCCACUUAAUAAAGCCCAACCUGACGGACUACGGGGUGAUGGAUAACCCAAAUUUCGACUGGAAAGCAGAGAAUGAAAGAGCGGGCGGCUGUCCCAGUGUGAACCCCAGGAGGAGUGAUGGUCACGGGCUUUCCAUCAGUGUCUACCCCUGGAGGAAGGAGGUAGAGGGUCUGAACUGGAAAGAUGCCAAGCUGUCCUUCUCCAACCCCUUGUACCAUUACCCCCCUAAUCAUAAUGAGGCUGACAGCAAAACCUCUGAUGCAUAAAAACAACGGACAUCACAUUUAUUUUUUUAAAGAUAAUUUUUUGGCUAAAUGCCAACUAAGAGCAAUGCAACAAAACCAUCGAGAUGCAGAAAACAUGGAGACAAAGAGGACGGGCGACUCAUCAGUGGACCUUAUGUAUUCACACUGUAUUGAAUUGUGCGUACACACUCUUGAGGAGUUCGUCUUGACCCACUGCACUCAAGUCCAGAGUGGGGCAGAGGAUGCAAACGGUGACAUGGAUAUAUUUCACAAUACCAGCUCGGCUUGACUUCAUGUGAUACUUACAUGUUUAAAUAAAGGUUUAAAGCCCA
Molecule: messenger RNA, 5207 nt
Organism: Oreochromis aureus
Lineage: Eukaryota; Metazoa; Chordata; Actinopteri; Cichliformes; Cichlidae
Gene: malrd1
Product: MAM and LDL receptor class A domain containing 1
Exons: 30
Coding region: 1-4896 (1631 amino acids)
Biological process (GO): nervous system development
Cellular component (GO): membrane
Molecular function (GO): protein binding
Source: RefSeq, a predicted model, not a curated record